UUUUCAGUUUGAGGUGACAGCUGAACUUUGGGGAGUUGAGAAGCCCCUGUGAGGUCGGGUUCUGGGGCUUUGAGGAGGGUCUCUGUUGCAAGCUAGGUGCUGUGAGAAUCCCAACUUUUGGGGUACCCUUGGAUUUGGAGAUUGCCGCAGCCCGGAGGCAUGUGAUGGACACAGGAGGUUUCAGGAAGAUCUUUAUUUUGCAGUUUGGGGAGUAGGUGGAGAGGGGGAGCCUGUGGGGUCCCCUAAAUUGGGUUUUGGCCUUUCUCCGUUUAGCUCUCACCCGCUCUUGGCUCCGGGGCAGAGGACCCCGCCUCGUGGUGUCUGCGGGCUGCAUGCUUGGGCUGCCAUGGGGCCCUGCUGUGCCCUGCGCUGGGCAGCUCUGGCUGGCUGCCUGCUUGCCGUCAGGGGCUGUGUCACGUGUGAUGACAGGGUGAAGGCGGCGCUCGAGUCCCUGGAGAAGGAGUACCUGCCUAGCCAUCUGGAGGCUCAGCAUCACAAAAACGUAAUGAAGAGGGUCCACGAGGCCCUGAAGCAAUUCGAGGACCAACCCUUUAAAGAGGAGUCCUACAUGGGUGUCCUUGAUGAGAACUACCUGGACCAAGUAGCUUGGAGUUUCUUGAAAGAUCUGAAACGCAUCACAGACAGCGAUGUGAAAGGUGAGCUAUUCGUCAAGGAGCUGUUCUGGAUGGUGCAGCAGCAAAAAGAGCAGUUUGUCCGCAUGGCGGCACAGUUCCAGCAAGAGGCUUAUUGUCCCAACAAGUGCGGGACCAUGUUACAGGUUAUGAUCUGGUGCAGUACCUGCAAGAAGCAGAUUCAUCCGUGCCGGAAAUCCAAGGAGUGUGGGGAGCGCAAGGUGGAUGUGCAUCUGUUGGAGGACAUGAUCCUGGACUGCAAGCUCCCCUGGCAUCAGGCUUCCCAAGGCCUCACCGACUACAGCUUCUACAGGGUUUGGGUGAACAAGUCUGAGACCUUGCUGGCCAAGGGGAAGGAGCCCUUCCUGACCAAAACCUCAGCGAGUCCGGAAGAUGCAGGCAGUUACCGCUGCGAACUGGGCACUGUGAGCUCGGGCCCGGCCACCAUCAUACAUUUCCAAGUCACAGUGCUGCCCCUAAAGGCCAAGGAGGAGGAGCAGCCGCCAAACGUCGUCGUUAAUACUGAAGGGAACGCGGGAGAGGCGAUCCCGGCAAGCCCGGGGUCCUCGUCCCCAACCCUCCAGCCCCCGCAGCCCGAGAGCAUGCUGAGGAACCGCCUGGUGGGAUUGCUCAUCUGCUGCAUCGCGGUGCUGAUAGCCGGCGUCGCCACCGCGUGAGCCGCCCGCUGACAGGAUGCUGUGCCGGGGCAAGGGGAUCACUAAGACCCAGUCCUCCCACCUGGACCUGGACGAGAAGGCUUCUUCCUCCAAGACAUCACAGAAGGCCGCCGACUGACAGAGUCAAUAUUUAACUGACUGACAGAGUUAAUAAAGAUUUCUACGUAUCUGACUCA
This is a messenger RNA of Ochotona princeps (American pika), 1485 nucleotides long. It is a transcript of the gene IZUMO1, whose product is annotated as izumo sperm-oocyte fusion 1. Gene Ontology annotation, cellular component: plasma membrane; acrosomal membrane. The record is from RefSeq and is a predicted model, not a curated record. Lineage: Eukaryota; Metazoa; Chordata; Mammalia; Lagomorpha; Ochotonidae. Bases 347 to 1309 code for a protein of 320 amino acids. Gene Ontology annotation, molecular function: signaling receptor binding; protein binding involved in heterotypic cell-cell adhesion. Gene Ontology annotation, biological process: sperm-egg recognition; heterotypic cell-cell adhesion; fusion of sperm to egg plasma membrane involved in single fertilization. The transcript is spliced from 9 exons.